Molecule: messenger RNA, 3285 nt
Organism: Lachancea mirantina
Lineage: Eukaryota; Fungi; Ascomycota; Saccharomycetes; Saccharomycetales; Saccharomycetaceae
Source: the annotation of a GenBank genome assembly
AUGCCUUAUUUCUUGCCGACAUUGCUCAACCCAUUGAUCAAUGCCGUGUUCAAUUGUCCUACACCACUUACCUCAUCUUUAAAGAAGGUUUUCUCGACUUUGGAAGAUAAAAAGUUCAUUUUGGUUGUUCCCAGCGUUGAGGUUCUUUCAAAAUACGAGGACUUGGAAAGCGGGGUAUCGCUUCAAGACUUAUGUUACGAUUAUGAUUUUGUAGCGUCACACAUUUUGGUUUUGGAGAAGGGGCAAUUGUCCCAACCUGAGGAGUUCAAGACUCUGAAUAACAAGACAUUAUCGAUACGAAAUCAAGGCGAAGUGAUUAUGACCGGAGAGGGUUUUGAUGCGCGCAGAAGAUUCCCAAUCAAACUAGUUGAGCUGUUCACGAACUUCAAUGAUUAUUUGGGCAAAGAUGGUAAAUACCCGUUGCUACAUGUCGAGCAUCCGCUGGUAGGAAGGGCAGUUGUGAAAGAAGAAUGGCAUUGUCUGGAAAUGAGAAAUGGCUCGAGAUCUCGGAAAACGCUGUUAAUUGACGCCGCGACGCAACAGCGAUCUAAUUUUGACCGUACGUUACAACUGCAUCCUGCUUUGGGCGACAGAUUCAAUGAUUUGUUCAAAGCCCAACGAAUCAAAAUCGGCUACCAGAAGCGAGACCCAUCAGAUUUGAUAAAUUGCUUCCAAGAAUUUCAAACUGAAGCUUUUGAUAUAUUUCAGUCAAUGAGCUCUUUCUCAAGUUUUUCAAAUCUGGAGCAGCUGGUUUAUACUUAUGUGGAGGUCAACCUUUAUACCGAUUUUUGGCUUCAGUUGACUGGCGCAUUCAAAAAGGAAGAAAUUGAAGACAUUGCAAGCUUCGAUGCCCUUGCCAAUAUAUCGAUCAAUCAGGUUCCCUCGUUCCUGUAUCCAGCUGAUACGAAAGAUUUCGAUCUUCGGUUUGUGGUUCAAGCUGAGAGAAAUAUCACGGCAGCCACCACAUCUUUCAAGAGAAUGCAGAUUGCAAAUUCACAUGCGGAAAAAUCGGACAUCUUGGUUGAAACGAUGCAAUCGCUGACCAAAACCCUGCUAAUCGGCAACAAAAGCAUAGCGUUCGACGCAGACGCUCUGGUGAGUAUGAUGAUUGUAGUUAUCUGCCGCUCAAAAGUCAAGAAUUUGAAGGCGCAUUUAUUUUAUCUACAACAAUUCUCCAGAGAAGCUCAUACAGUGAAUUUUGGGAUUUUAGCAUACGGAAUUUCAACACUCGAGGCAGUCUUAAUGUAUUUUCACAAGCCAGACAGAGUUCAAACGUUUGAGAAAAUGUGCCGUCGUAACAAGUCGUUUUGGAAGAUUUUGGAAGAUACCGGUGAAUCAGCCAAUUUUCUUGAUUCCUAUGAGGAUCUCUUGCGAAUACGGUCGGCUCAAGGACAAUCUGUUUUGGCCUUCUGCAUCCAAAAUGGUAACUUUGACUCAUUCCUGUAUAUUUUGGAAAGUCAUGAGGAUUUGUUUCCUCUCGAAGAUAUCUUGCACGAUAAAACCCUCGAGAAUCUCACUCUCAUGGUUUUGUGUCUCCAAUCUGGAAACUCUUUCAUAUGUGAUACAUUUUUCGACCUGUUAAGCGUUUCCUGCACCACCGAAGAGUUGGCACUUUUUUUAAACUGCCGGGACGACAAUUUCCGAACAUCAGGGCACUAUAUGAUGCAUGCUCCUCAGCUGUUACGCCGUCUUGGACCUUUAUUGGAUUGGGCAGCGAAGGACUUGAAUGGCCAUACACCGUUGUUUGCUUUAUUCCGAUCUUAUGAUCAUUCAGAUUAUGAUUCUAUGGUAUCGGACGCCUAUUUUGCAGCAUUCGAAUGGUAUAGUAGUCGAAAGCAGGAAUUCAAAGUCUGUGAUCACAUGGAUUACAAAGGAAACACUCUUCUACACGUUUUAAAGUCUAAUGUGUCACUCUUACUCGACCUCCCGACAUCAAAUGUUAACACUGUCAACAGAAAGGGUCUAAGUCCACUGAUGGUUUAUGCGAGAUACAAUCGUACUAAGAACAUAUCGGCAAUUAUGCAAGAUGGUCGACUGCUUUUCGAUCAGAUGCAGGUCCCACCUUGCUUGAAUGUUUAUGAUUUUGUCAGAAAUCCCGACGUUCUUGAGAAAGUUUGUCGCGCUGCUGCUCGUCGGUCUGAGUACCUGCUUGUUGUUGCUCAUUGUCUCAAAUACGAGGCCAAAGAAUGGUAUGUCUGCUUUACGGUUAGAGAUGGAAACGAUAACACACUCAUGAGAUACAGCCUAAAAGUUGUUAAGGACUUCCUUGUCGAAUUUGGCGAAGCUUAUCCGAUGAGUUUCCUCCCCAUACAAAGUGUUCUGGUAGGUUUGAAGGGUCUCUCAAAGACGAGAAUAGCAAUUGCAAAUAGGCUGGAGAUCCACGAAUUCUUGGGCAUUUUAAGUGAAGUUUUGACUGCCAUAUGUCGAGAAUCGCAUUGCUUUAAUGCUUUCGUUGAAAACCCGAGCAAGCUGUCUGCAUCAAUACUUAAAUCAUCACCAACAUCCCUCAAAAGGUCUUCAUCGAGGGUAGAGUUUACGGGAGAUGAUGCGGCAGCCAUCAUCAGACCAGAAGCUAUUUCCAGUAUUCAAACCUUCCUGAAAUUCAAUGCAAAUGAGUUCAAGACUGUCAAGGCAUUAUUGGUUGUGCUGAGGAAGCUCGCCAUCUUCAAGAACCUGAAAUCUGAAGAUAUCAAGAAUGCUUUUCACUUGUUUCUAAAUUCUAGCAAAGCAGUGGGCUUCCCGGAGAUUUUGAAAAGCACUGUAUAUGACAAGCAAAUUGAUGGUUUGAAAGCAGCGUUACCGUUCGUUAGGCUCAUUAGUAGUGUUGAAUUUUCGAUCAGCUGCCUUGAAACUUUACUGUCAAACAUAAACAGUGUUUUAGAGAAGAAGGUUAUCAAGUGGUGGCACCUUUAUGGAGAAUACGUUCAUCUUCGCAGCGAAUACAACAAAAAUUUUCCAAAUGCAAUAAAGCCACAGGUGAACACUCGUAAUGGAGGGAUCUUUGGUUCCUACAUAGAGACGAAAAGAAUCAAGCUGGAGGAUGCGCUCUCUCAAAAAUUACAAUCUUGUUUACAGCACUUGCAUACCCUUAGCGACACCAUCGGACAUGAACAUGAACUAUUAGCAGAACAAAUAAGCAAAUUUCUCGAGUUUGAAGGCGACUUUUGGAAAGAUGGCAUUAUAAUCAAUUUUGCAAAAGAGAGCAUUAAGCUUUUAAGACUUACUACAGGCAUAGUGGAAGAAACAUUAUGCGACUUUCGCAAACUAAAAAAUAAGCAUUUAUAA